AUGGCCACCAAAGCCACCAAAGCCACCACCAAGCCUGCCAACGGCUCCAACGGUGUCGAUGGCGCUUACUCCUACCACGCUGCCACCACUCAGGACGCCAUCAGUGCUGAGAAGGAGUAUGCCGCUCACAACUACCACCCCCUCCCCAUCGUCUUCGCUCGUGCUCAGGGCACCACUGUCUGGGACCCCGAGGGUCGGGAGUACCUGGAUUUCCUGUCUGCAUACUCCGCCGUCAACCAGGGUCACUGCCACCCCAAGCUGGUAGCGGCUCUGGUGGAACAGGCCUCUCGGCUGACCCUCAGCUCUCGUGCCUUUUAUAAUGAUGUCUUCCCUCGCUUCGCUGAAUUUGUUACCAAAUACUUCGGGUUCGAUAUGGUCCUGCCCAUGAACACAGGUGCGGAAGCCGUCGAGACUGGUAUCAAGAUCGCUCGGAAGUGGGGUUAUAAGGUGAAGGGGAUUCCGGAGAAUCAGGCGCUCGUCCUGAGUGCGGAGAACAACUUCCACGGACGCACGUUCGCCGCUAUCUCGUUGUCGUCUGACCCCGAGUCGCGCGAAAACUAUGGCCCCUAUCUCCCCGGUAUCGGAUGCACCAUUCCCGGAACGGACAAGCCUAUCGCCUACAACGACAAGGCGGCUCUGCGGGAGGCCUUCGAGAAGGCGGGUCCCAACUUGGCCGCUUUCCUGGUGGAGCCCAUUCAGGGCGAGGCGGGUAUCGUGGUUCCUGACGAAGAUUACCUGCAGGAGGCGAGAGCCCUGUGCGACAAGCACAAUGUCCUCUUGAUUUGCGAUGAGAUCCAGACUGGCAUUGCCCGUACUGGUAAGCUGCUCUGCCACGAGUGGAGUGGAAUCAAGCCCGACAUGGUCCUGUUGGGCAAGGCCAUCUCUGGUGGCAUGUACCCCGUGUCUGCCGUUCUGGGGCGCAAGGAUGUCAUGCUCACAAUUGAACCCGGCACGCACGGAUCCACCUAUGGCGGUAACCCUCUGGCCUGUGCGGUUGCCAUCCGCGCUCUGGAGGUUGUCCAGGAAGAACAGAUGGUUGAGCGCGCGGAGAGGCUUGGUCACCUCUUCCGCGACGGCCUGCUGGCCAUCCAGAACCCUAUCAUCCAGACAGUGCGGGGCAAGGGUCUGCUGAAUGCCAUCGUUAUUGACGAGUCGAGAACCAAUGGUCGUACCGCGUGGGAUCUUUGUAUGUUGAUGAAGUCCAAGGGUCUUCUGGCCAAACCAACCCACCAGAACAUCAUCCGUCUUGCGCCCCCCUUGGUCAUCACUGAAGAUGAGAUUCAAAAGGCUCUGGACAUCAUCAAGGAGUCAGUGGCAGAGCUGCCCACCCUCACUGGCGAGGUUGAGGACGAGAUUAUCCCUCCACCGGAGAAGAAGGUGAAGGUGACCCUUGAGAACUAG
Molecule: messenger RNA, 1401 nt
Organism: Aspergillus japonicus CBS 114.51
Lineage: Eukaryota; Fungi; Ascomycota; Eurotiomycetes; Eurotiales; Aspergillaceae
Gene: car2
Product: ornithine-oxo-acid transaminase
Exons: 3
Coding region: 1-1401 (466 amino acids)
Cellular component (GO): cytoplasm
Molecular function (GO): identical protein binding; pyridoxal phosphate binding; L-ornithine transaminase activity
Source: RefSeq, a predicted model, not a curated record